AUGUUGCUGCAGACCAGAUCUAAGCUAGAGUCGCAGGAUCAGAUUCAGAGAUCCGGGACUUCUCGGAGGGCCAGACAGAAGCGCCACGUGCCAGCCAGUCCGAACUUCUUCUUCCGUGGGCGGUCUGGUGUCAAUCCCAGCACAAGAGCUGGUGUGUUCUUGUGGGAGACUUCGUCGGAGAGCUUCUCGGAUGUUAACUCGUUCGAAAGGGCUGAGACGAAUGCAGGCUUCGUGGAGAACGUUACUGUGCUCGCGCCGGGCGUCUAUUACGUGUUCGCGACCAUCGUAGUGCACGGCCGCCGGCCCCGUAACGGGGAGCUCGAGCAGAGCGCCGUCUAUCCGCCGAUGGGCGCGAUGUUGCACCGCCGGAAGUCAGGAGGCGAGGAGGAAGUGUUGGACGUCUCCUUCUGCACCCAGGAUGACAGGGGUGCGGAGUUCGGGUACGGCCUGGGCGACUACCCGCUGGACUCCGUGCAGCUCCGGGGCCUCUACUACCUUGACUUCAGGGACACCAUUUGGGUCACCAAACCCACCAACAUGGAGAAUAACCCCAAGGGCGAGACGUACCAUUCCGAGCAAACUGAUAUGCACUUCGGUGCAUUUAUGGUGGAUAAAGCUGUCUAAAGCCAUAUGUGAACUGUAUGAACCAAUACCAUUUACUUAGGACAACUUUUAUUAAGUAUGAUGUGGUUGUAAAAGAGGUCAUUUCAUCGGCUUUAACUGAAUGCCGGUUGGGUGUUUUGGUUUCGUGUGUGUGUUGAUACUGAUGUUAAUCAGUAUUGUGUACGUUUUAUAAACCCACGAGACCACGGUGGAAACACCAAUCUAAGGGAAGCAAUUCAUAGUAAGCACACUGGCUAACAUUUCAUGCAUGGAUACAAUUGUAAACUAAAUCAGUUAAUCAAAAUGUGUUUACGAUUUAUAUUGAUUGUUUUGUUUUACUCGUUUAUGAUGUUGUUGGUGGUGUUUAAAUUCUACUUCCGAUGUAGCAUUUGUUGUUAUUGUUUUUUGAUGUGAAAAGUAUUAUUAUUAGGAGGUUUAAUUUGCUUUUGCAUCAUACAUGCUUCGCAAACUUUAUAAUCCGAUCGCACGUGUUUUUUAAUGCAUUGUUAUUUUCUGGCUUCAUUUACACGAGUGAAGUUUAACAACACUUUCAGUGCAAAUGGGACAUGCCAACAUAGCUGCAAAACAUGUCGAUAAUAAAAAUGUCUUCAUAUACAUGUUAAUGUAGUUCAUUCAGGUGUAAAUUGUACAGCAUGUGUUUAUUUUUGAUAUUAAUUAUGAGAUUAAUAAAUUAUUGACAUUUC
Messenger RNA from Dreissena polymorpha, 1307 nucleotides. RefSeq lists its product as uncharacterized. The transcript has 5 exons. Gene Ontology annotation, molecular function: protein binding. Bases 1 to 624 code for a protein of 207 amino acids. Lineage: Eukaryota; Metazoa; Mollusca; Bivalvia; Myida; Dreissenidae. The record is from RefSeq and is a predicted model, not a curated record.